Molecule: messenger RNA, 717 nt
Organism: Aspergillus candidus
Lineage: Eukaryota; Fungi; Ascomycota; Eurotiomycetes; Eurotiales; Aspergillaceae
Product: RNA methyltransferase
Exons: 4
Coding region: 1-717 (238 amino acids)
Biological process (GO): 7-methylguanosine cap hypermethylation; 7-methylguanosine RNA capping
Cellular component (GO): nucleus
Molecular function (GO): RNA cap trimethylguanosine synthase activity
Source: RefSeq, a predicted model, not a curated record
AUGGGCGAUUCUGAUGGAGAGGCACCCUCUGAGGUCCACCAUUACAACCAUAUCAGUGAAGUCCCAUGGGACAUUCAAAACUACUGGCGACAACGCCAUAACAUCUUCUCCAAAUAUGACCAGGGGAUCUGGUUGACCGAUGAUGCCUGGUUUGGGGUGACUCCGGAGCCAGUGGCAACUAAAAUCGCAGAUCAUAUAGCCAGCUCCGUCCCCCCCGGACGUAGCGUCCUGGUCGACGCCUUUGCCGGCGCGGGGGGCAACUCGAUCGCAUUUGCGCUGUCUGGGAAGUGGAAGCGCGUCUACGCCAUCGAGAAGAACCCGGCUGUCUUGCGGUGCGCGAAGCACAACGCCAAGAUCUAUGGGGUGGCUGACCAGAUCACCUGGUUUGAGGGCGACUGCUUCCACAUUCUGAAGAAUCAGCUCAAAGAUCUGGCGCCGUAUAGUAUUAUCUUUGCGAGUCCGCCGUGGGGAGGUCCCGGAUACCGAUCGGAUCAGGUCUUCAACCUCAAGACUAUGGAGCCCUACUCACUGGAAACGCUGUAUACGGAGUUUUCGGCCUUCUCGGAGCACCUGGUUCUGUUUCUCCCGCGCACGUCGGAUAUGAAACAGCUGGCUAAGUUUGUUCCCGCUGGGCGCCCUGCGAUGGUGAUGCACUACUGUAUGGAAGGGGCUAGCAAGGCGCUGUGUGUGUACUACGGGGGGUUCAAUCUUGAGUGA